This is a messenger RNA of Closterium sp. NIES-65, 666 nucleotides long. The record is from the annotation of a GenBank genome assembly. Lineage: Eukaryota; Viridiplantae; Streptophyta; Zygnematophyceae; Desmidiales; Closteriaceae.
AUGCGAGUUCGUUGCCUCUAUCAUGCUCACCUUCUCCUUUAUCCGCCUCUCUCGUCCGUCCCCAUCGCGUACCUGCAGGCACAGGGUGUGGUGUGCGGAGCGCCUGUGUGCGGGCCAGGGGGAAUGACCCACGGCACCAUGCAAGGCAUGCCCUCGUCCAUGGGUGUUCCCGCUCAGGGCUCGGUCGCCAUGGGCGCCGCUCCCGCCGGUGCCAUGCCCGGGACCAUGACCAUGGUGGGAACCGUGAACGGGGCUGUGAACGGGACCAUGGGAGGAACGAUGGGGGGGGCUAUGGGAGGGGCUGUGGGAGGCAUGGCGCCGGCGCCGGCGUGUGAGACACUAGACAUUGCGGACGAGGCGAUGCCGAACCCCAUGUUCCCCCUCCCGGACGACAUCUCUCUGGACUUCGCGGCCAUCACCGCCAGCCUUGGGGAGGACCUCAUUGAGGCCAAUGACAUUCUUGAUGCGGCGAUCAGCGAAGCCCUAACCAAUCCGUCGACACCACUGCCUCUGGGCCUGAAGCCGCCAUCAGUGGAUGGCGUGCUGGAGGAGCUCAACAAGCAGGGCAUCACCAUGCCGCCCGCCACCCCUGAGGCUCUAGAUGCCCUCCCUGCUGCCGAAGUCGCGGCCGUUGCUUCCGAGCUGGAAGCCAUUCUGGAGCCGUAG